Trichomonas vaginalis G3 is the source of this 525-nucleotide messenger RNA. Its product is annotated as RNA polymerase II transcription regulator recruiting protein. The coding region runs from base 1 to 525 and encodes 174 amino acids. The record is from RefSeq and is a predicted model, not a curated record. The transcript has a single exon. Lineage: Eukaryota; Parabasalia; Trichomonadida; Trichomonadidae.
AUGGAAGCUAUUUAUGAGCAACCAUCCCAUAAUGGAAUGAAAAGACAGAAGUUUACAGCCGAUGAGGACACCCAACUCAUCAAUCUAGUCAAUAUUUAUGGUACGCACUCAUGGAAAAACGUAUCCAAGCAUAUGAAAAACAGAACCACUAGGCAAUGCCGAGAAAGGUACAACAAUUAUCUAUCUCCGAGCAUCAAGAAUGGUCCCUGGACCCAACAGGAAGAUAUUUUGCUUAUUUCCAAAGUAAAAACAAUGGGGCCCACCUGGUGUAAAAUUGUUUCAUUCUUUCCGACUAGAUCAGACGUAAACAUAAAAAACAGAUAUGCAUAUUUGGUAUCCAAAGGUAGGGCAAGGGCGUUAAAACAUGCAAUUAAGAAUACAAAACCAAAGCCAAAGCCUAUUCAAGCAGAAUCGAGCGUUGAAUUGUUCAACUACGCUCUUGACAAUAUAGAUUCUUCUCUUACAGAAAAAAUUUUUGCUUCAGAUUCCAUAUUCGAUUUCGAUAGCAUUGAUCUUUAUCCAUAA